CAUUUGCAUGCUACACUAAUGUGAGCAACCCAAACAGGAUGCUACUUAAAACAGAUUACUUGGUGUUGCUUGUUCAAAAGUCAUCACGUUCAGAUCAAUUGAUGGAUCGUCCUCUCUUGCUUCGAAAUAUUUACUGUACGAUAUGUAUUUUCCUUCUAUGGGAUUUCUUCGAUACCUUUGAUGACCAUAGAAGAUCAAUCAAAGUUGGAUAAAGGAGUGUCGAUAUAUUUGAACUCAAACUAAUUUACUGUUCGAUACAAUGUUGCUACUACUGAUGAACUAGCUGGAUACCUAGACAAUGGUUGAGCUGGAGACGUUG
Molecule: messenger RNA, 319 nt
Organism: Ascoidea rubescens DSM 1968
Lineage: Eukaryota; Fungi; Ascomycota; Saccharomycetes; Ascoideales; Ascoideaceae
Exons: 1
Coding region: 39-212 (57 amino acids)
Source: RefSeq, a predicted model, not a curated record